AUGGGAAAAGUACGAAAAAGAAGGAAAAGCUCUUCCAAACAAGAAGAUCAAAUUCCAAAUGUAGCAGAUUCUGGCGAAGGAGUAUUUUCAUUGGAUAGUCUUUUAGAAGUUCGCGAAAAUGAAAAAAGAAAAAAUCAAUACGACUUUUCUGACGGCAAUAAUUCAGAUGUUAUGGAAGCAGAUAUCCCAAAAAUGCCUGAUCAAACACUAGAACGCGAUGGAAGUAUUUUUUCAUUUUGUGAUUUUUCUUAUCCUAUGAGAGUAUUUGAUAUUAUUAAUAGAGAUCAAAGCUAUGACAUACAUUGUAUUCCAGAACUCACGCAGCCACAGUGGAUGAUGAUGCUUAAUUGUCUUGAUUUUGUUGAACCAUCUCAAACUCUAUUAUUCUCACUAUUUCAAGAAUUAAUACGUAAAAGGCAACAAUAUAUUGGUGAUAUAAUUCUUAAAUACGCUUCAAAUUUUCCACAAAAUUCAAUUAACUACACAAUUUGGUUUGAUUUUCUAAAAGAAGCAGCAAUCUCCUGUGAGCAACUGUCUGUAUAUUUACUUGCUUUGGCGAAACCUCAUAUUUUCAUGGAAAAUUCGGAUUAUCAUUCCAAUAGUCGAAAUGCAGAACUUGCAAUCCUUUUUAUAGCAUCGUUAAUAACUCCACAAACGAUGUUUUGCAAGCCAUUCCUUGAAAUUCUUUCAAACUUCACAACUUUUAUGCAAAUUACAGAUUUUUCACAAGACGAAAUAGAUUUUAUUGUAAACUCAACAGUUGAGCUACUUCAUGAUCAGCCAAUUGCUUCAAUAUCAUAUUUAAUAUCUUAUUUUCCAUUUACACAGAAUACUUGCGUUAUUUUGGGCCAAAUCUCUACUAUUCUAGCUUUACAGUAUCUAGGAUUCUCAGAAAACUUCGAUUUACAUUUUCUUUGUUCAAAUAUCGGAAAAAUUAAAUCUCUUUGCGACAGUUUUUCAAAUGACGAAAUAAUACAAGCAUCGGCUGUUUUAGCUCUGGCUGAGCGUGCUAUUUCGUGCGGAAUAGUGAAAAAGAGCAUUUUCCAAGAAGAUCUACAAAUUUUCAUUGAAGGACUUCAGUUUAACAUUUCGAACCCUAAUUUUCAUGAAACACUGAUGAUUCGCAUUAGAGAGCAGCUCCAUAUUACAAGGACGCAGGCAGAACUAAUUUUGACGAAUCAUUUUAAAGUAACACAAAAAUAA
Trichomonas vaginalis G3 is the source of this 1203-nucleotide messenger RNA. RefSeq lists its product as uncharacterized. The coding region runs from base 1 to 1203 and encodes 400 amino acids. The transcript has a single exon. NCBI's taxonomy places the organism in Eukaryota, Parabasalia, Trichomonadida, Trichomonadidae. The record is from RefSeq and is a predicted model, not a curated record.